CUCGAGCUCCCACCCUCUUUCCUCUAUUUGAAUUUGAAAAAUGAAAACCCAUCGUCGCAGAAUGAAAAGGGCGGGUCGAGUGAGAGUCGGAAAGAAAGUUGGGGAGAGAGUUAGAGAUAGCGAGAGAAAGGCCCGCCUUUCCCACUUAUAUAGGAACCCUAAUUGAAGUGAAAACCGCAAUCUUUUAAAAUCUUCUCAUGCCUUAAACGCUAUUUCACUCCUGUCAAGAUCUCUUUUUUCCUCUUCCUCCUCCUUCCCGCUCAUUCGCUCUGAAGCCCGUUCUGGCGGAAUCGGAUUAUGGAUGGGCAGGAGGCAACGCAGGCAGUCGAUCCUCCCUCCUCCAUUUGUAGCCCUAGAUUUCCAUUUCAGGAAAGGAGAACGAGGAGUAGAGAGGUGGAUCUGGAAGAGACAAAUGAGCCUGUUAAGAGAGUAAAGCUGUGCGAUUUGGAGACGGUGAUGCGAUCGGAGGAAGGAAUCGGGUCUUCCUCACCUAACCCAAUAGAAAAGGGAACUGGAGAACUUGAAAAUUUUAGUGAAGAAGAGGACAGCUCCCAGAUCACUAAGGCAACAGAUUUGAAGCUUUCUAACCAUCCAUUAGACAUGCCAAUGCACAAUAGUUCUCUUGAAACUGAUGCUGCAGUUCUCAGUUUGGGUCAUGCCAUCAAUUUGCAAUCAUCCAUGGUUACUAUUAGUGAGCUUGAAUCAGAAAACAUGAAAGAUUCCUCUAAAGUUUCCAUGCCUACAAAAGGUGAAAUGAAGAGUGUUUCUCAGGCAACUGAUAUACCGAAACUUGGGGUGGAUCUUAACAAUCCCUUUUAUCCUUAUAAGAAACUAGGGCAGGUGAGAGCUACAGAUGCUUCAGAAUGUGGUAGCUCCACUGGUCCAAUGGAAAAUAAUGAAUCAAUGAGAAUAUGGAAUGAGAUGAAGCAGAAUGGCUUUGUCUCCUUGAAAGAAAUUGCUGCCAUCCCGAAGCCAAGGGGCCGUCAGCCUAGAAGGAGAAAAAGUGAAGAUACCAAGAAAAAGACUGACACCGUGAAGGGAGAAGUGACCAAUAAGUGCAUCAAUGUUGGUGCCCCAAGUGGUUUGCUUUCUGGGCUUAACCCUGGUAUCAUCAAGCAUGUAAGGAAUAGCAAGCAGGUGAACUCAAUUAUUGAAGCGAUGCUGCAAAGUGAGAAGCUUGAGAAUCAAGAGCUACAACAACAUAGGCCCCUUGAACAAUCUAGGAGUGGGAGUAGGGGAGUCAAUGUGGGUUCAAAUGAACAUAGUUAUUCCUCAGUAGCUGAUCAACUUGAUCUAUCACUAAAUAAAACAUUUAAUCCUGCUUGUUUUGGGUCUAGAGUGCAAAGCAGUGAGUCAGAUUUGCCUGAUGACAAAUUCAACAGUGAUAGCAUCAAUGCAUCAGAAUUCGAUGAUGCUUCUCUCACACUGAAACUAUCAUCAGGUGUAAUAUCAACAGAGCAUGCUAGCAGUACAGAAAUCAUUGAUUUCUCAAUAAACCAAGAAAACACCUCUCUAUCAUUUAAAGCGGCUAGUGUUGCUUCUCAAUGGCUAGGGUUGAUUCAGCAAGAUAUUAAAGGUCGGUUGGCUGCACUUCGACGCAGCAAAAAGAGAGUUAAAAAUGCAAUCCAGAUAGAGUUACCUUGCUUGCUAACUAGAGAUCUAGCACCUAAACAAGAGAAUGAGUCUAUGCCGUUACAUUCCUCUUUGCUUGAGUGCCCCAGAAAGGAAACUUUAGACAUGCAUAUGGCUCGAUGGAAAAAUCUGUUUGGUCAGAUGGAGAAAUCACUUUUGGAGGAGGGAAAACAUCUGGAGAAGUGGCUUAGGCAGGUUGAAGAACUUCAAUCCCAAUGUGACAAAGGUCUAAAGUAUGUUAGUGCCAAUGGGCUUUCGAAUUUGGAUUCAAUAGAGGAUGUGAGUGUGUGGAAGAACAAGGAGUCUUGGGAAGGGGAGUGUGCAGUCAGAGCAGCUGCAGCUUCCAUCUACUCUACAAGCAACCUGAUAAUGACUGCAAGAUAAUACACCUUCCAUCUUUCAUUUUUUUCUUCAAUUUCCUUAACUGAGGAUCCUCCUCUAGCUGGUGAUCCUCUUGUCCAGUUUCUUAUUACUUUUUUUUAUUGAGCACCUGUAUUAUUAUGCCCUUUUUCCUAACCAAGUUGGUCUUUGAGCUGUAUCCGGAUUAUCUCUGAAUGUCUGCUUGUAUCCCAUAACUUAAAAGCUAAGUUAAGCAUUUCGAUUUCCUUCUUAUUUCA
Molecule: messenger RNA, 2249 nt
Organism: Dendrobium catenatum
Lineage: Eukaryota; Viridiplantae; Streptophyta; Magnoliopsida; Asparagales; Orchidaceae
Exons: 7
Coding region: 298-2016 (572 amino acids)
Source: RefSeq, a predicted model, not a curated record